CGUAUUCGCGUCUACCGCUGUCAGAGCUUGAAUCCCAAUAGACGUCAGCGCCAUGAAUCCACCGCUCGGACUGUCAAAAUCCGCGCUCUUCACAGGACUCUGCGUCGCCUUAAUGUCAGCAGCCCUUACGAAUGCUCUCGACUGCUAUGCUUGCAGCUACUUGGACGGGUACAGUGACACCUCCUGCCUGAACAACGCCAGUGCAGUGCGCGUGAUCAACUGCACCAAGAAGUACUGUGUGACGGUGCGCCAGGAACUGCUGCGCAACUCGAGCAAGGUAAUGUCCUUCCUGCGCGACUGCCAGGACGAGCCGGUGAUGCUGUAUGGAAACAGGCCAGAUGAAACGUUUCGCACCUACUACACCUCCUGCCAGCAGAACCGCUGCAAUGGACACAAUGGACGGGUUAAGAACUCAACCAGUGGAACUGGGGGCGGUGGGAUUCACAAUGCCAUAGUUCCAGGAAAAAAUACUGGCCAAGGGGCGUCUUUCACUCCACGGUUACUGUUCAUUUUUCUUGUCCCUGCACUUUGGCAAUUGACUUAGGCAAAUAAGACUGGUAUUCUAACAUGAAAACAUGGAGAACCCUGACGUAUCGAACAUUUAUCUCUGGUAUAAUGAAGUGAAAGUUAUUCAAAGCAGCGGCAAAUGAGUCAUUUUCUCGUAGUAUACACACAUAGAUAAUCGAUUUAAGAAAGUUUAACGUUUUCCUUCGCUACACACAACUGUACAAAAUGUUUAUAAGGUGAUUGCCAAAUUAGAAACAAGCAUUCGCUUUAAUAUUACUAAAGAGAUUCAAAUAAACAACAAACCUGCCUAAUUAGAGCCCUUUAUGAUAUAGUCAAAGGCUCAAACGAAAAGC
Drosophila biarmipes is the source of this 860-nucleotide messenger RNA. RefSeq lists its product as uncharacterized. The transcript has 4 exons. NCBI's taxonomy places the organism in Eukaryota, Metazoa, Arthropoda, Insecta, Diptera, Drosophilidae. The record is from RefSeq and is a predicted model, not a curated record. The coding region runs from base 53 to 544 and encodes 163 amino acids.